AUGACACCCGCACAACUGCCUCGGCCGCUACUAUCACUCACCCGCACAACUGCCUCGGCCGCUACUAACAUCCGCACAACUGCCUCGGCCGCUAAUAACACCCGCACAACUACCUCGGCCGCUACUACCACCCGCACAACUCGGCCGCGCUCAACUAAAACAACUACCUCGGCCGCUACUAACACCCGCACAACUACCUCGGCCGCUAAUAACACCCGCACAACAACCUCGGCCGCUAAUAACACCCGCACAACUGCCUCGGCCGCUACUAACACCCGCACAACUGCCUCGGCCGCUACUAACACCCGCACAACUACCUCGGCCGCUACUAACACCCGCACAACUACCUCGGCCGCUAAUAACACCCGCACAACUGCCUCGGCCGCUACUAACACCUGCACAACUGCCUCGGCCGCUACUAACACCCGCACAACUACCUCGGCCGCUAAUAACACCCGCACAACUGCCUCGGUCCCUUAUAAGACCCGCACAACUACCUCGGCCGCUAAUAGCACCCGCACAACUACCUCGGCCGCUAAUAGCGCCCGCCCAACUGCCCUAACGACUAAUACCAUACAUACAAGACAUCAUUCACCU
Messenger RNA from Iphiclides podalirius (scarce swallowtail), 597 nucleotides. Lineage: Eukaryota; Metazoa; Arthropoda; Insecta; Lepidoptera; Papilionidae. The record is from the annotation of a GenBank genome assembly.